This is a messenger RNA of Biomphalaria glabrata, 12291 nucleotides long. RefSeq lists its product as uncharacterized. Bases 580 to 10806 code for a protein of 3408 amino acids. Gene Ontology annotation, biological process: detection of mechanical stimulus. Gene Ontology annotation, cellular component: membrane. Lineage: Eukaryota; Metazoa; Mollusca; Gastropoda; Planorbidae. The record is from RefSeq and is a predicted model, not a curated record. Gene Ontology annotation, molecular function: calcium ion binding; calcium channel activity; protein binding. The transcript has 60 exons.
CGGAAAUAAAAGUUAGUUAUAUAUGUCUACCUUGAUAAAGACAGUCUCGUUAUUAUCAUUAUUAAAUAGUAACGUCUACAGUAAUUUAUUAUUAAUCUGUGACUACAGAACAAAAUAAAGCUAGAUAGUACCAGCAUCCUUUCUAUCAAAGUUUUCUCAGACAAUGAGACACUUGUUAAAAAUGUAAGUAUCUCUGAUUACGAAGUGUUGGCUGAUCUUCAAAUUGAUUGUACAGAUGAAGUAAAUACUGGCGAGAUUGCAGUUAUCACAGCAAGCGUCACAUCUGGUACUAGUUUAUCAUUUAGUAUUAAUAUCACACUGCUAAGCAACAAUGAUGCUAUAAUAAUUUCAUCACAAAACAUCACAAAUAAAACCGCAUUGAUUUCUUUUUUGCCUUCACUGGAAGGUUGUUAUCUAAUAGAGAUAACUGUUACUUCCUUUUGUGGAGAGACCAUAACGCAAGCUAAACAUGUCUUUGCAAAACAAGCCUUGUGUCCUUCAACUUUGAUCCAAGACGAUCUGAACCAAACAAAUUUAAAGUCUACAUGUUUGAAAGACUGGAAAACAAGUCAUGCCUCAAUGACAGUAAUUAAUAUAGAUGUAUCCACUGAUACAAAGGGCAUGUACAUAUUUUUAGACAACAUGACUGAAGAAUUAAAGAAUUUCACUUCACACUGUUCACUUGCUGAAGAAAGUCAGGCUAUCUUGAUUGUUUUAUCAUGCUAUCAAAACAAUUACAGAAAAGAAUUGAAAUCAAUUCCAAAUGAAAAUAGCUUAUACAUAUUACAUAAUGUCAACCAGACAUCUGGAAACAUAAUUUAUAUUAAGAAUAACUACACAGUUGAUGUUUACAUGGAACUGUCAAAUGACUCAGGAUCUCAUAUUAUACUUAUUCCAUCUGGAGGUUUGGAUGCUAUUAAUUUUGGAAACAGUCUUGUUUAUAAUGCUCCAAUAGUGCUCAGAUUCUUGAUAAUUGCAAGUAAAACUACUCUGACCAAAAAUGUAAGCUUGAUUUAUAAAGAAAGUUUCUCUGGCCUGAAUGUUAACUUCAGUGAUGUUGCAAUCAUUGGUAAAGAAUACAAUAUUACAGCCACUGUGAUUUCUGGAAGUGAUGUUAUCAUUAAUUUCAAUGUUUUGUCACCAAUUGACAAUAAAUCUUUGGUGAUUAAGACUGAUGAAAGUAAUAACAAGACUGAACAGGCUUUAUUUAAGCCUAGAUAUGAAACUAACUACACUAUUCAAAUUCAUGUAACAACUCCUUGCUCAGAAAAUAUGACUAGGAUCAUUAUUAUAUCAGCUGUAUUUGAAGAGAUGUGCCCAAGAAAUGCAAAUAAUGAAACACCUUCAAAUAUAACUGACAUUUUAGAAGAUUCUCUUUUUCUCGGGCCUACCUGUGUCAAAGAUGGAAGUCAUAUUCCAGCACAGAUAAUAAAAAUAAAUAUAGACUUAACCACUGAUUCUAACAGUGGUUACAUCUAUUCUCAGAAUGUCAGUGCUGAUCUUUUUAGAAAUUGGACCUUCAAUGCUCGCUGUCAGUAUCCUGAAAUGUUUCCUAUGGUUGUUGUAUUUGAUCUAUCUUGUCAAGAACUAUUCCAAUCAAAGAAUCAAAAUGCAAAAUUUUUUAGGGAAUUUGAUGAAACCAUCUUCAUGCUGCAUAAUGUUCAAAACACUUGUGAAAGAUUGUUUUAUUUCCAGAAUGACUAUGUGUCUGAAAUCCACCUUCAACUGUCAGAAAGUGCAUUAUCUAAGAAUAUUAUCCUUGAUCCAACAAGUACUAUUUCUUUUCGCCUGGCUAGUCCAAAAAUUUAUGAUUUCACCAAUUUAACAUUUUCUUUUAAAACCAACAAAGAAAUUCAUUCUAUGAAUUUGAGGUUAAAGUAUGAAGCUUUGAAAGACCUUCAAAUACAAUAUAAACCAGUUAUCUUAGUCAAAGAAGUUCUACAUAUAACUGCUUCUGUAACUUCUGGAUGUAAUACAAAUUUUACUAUUCAGAUUGUAUCACCUAAUGUUAAUUACUCACUGGCCAAUUUGGAGAAAAAAGAAUCUACUAGCAAUUUAAAAUUAAACACAGAGUUCCAAGCAUUUGAAGAAUUGAACUUUACAUUUAAAAUUGAAGUAAUUUCAACUUGUGGUGAGACUUUAAUGGAUGAGUUUACAAUUUCAGCUGUUUACCCAGAACUCUGCUUUCCAAAUGAAACAUCAGCAAAAGUAAAAAAUACUAGCUAUAAAUCUAUGCCUUUAUGUGUAAUGGACAUGAGUGAAGCUAACAACUCCAUAACACAAAUAGAUAUAGAUUUAACGUCUUUGGAACCUGCAAGAUUCAAUGUCAUCAGCAAUUAUAGUUGGGAAAUGUUUAACAACUUAACUGCAUCAGCUGCCAACAGAAGUUCAGCGCUAAGAGAAACAUUUUUAUACCACAUCAUCUUGCUGUCAUGCCUAGACUCAGAAUUUGAUGGACUAGCUUCUAAUAAAACAAUAUACAUCCUACAGAAAAAAAACAAAAUUUCAGGACAUAAAUUUCUUGUUAUCAACAAUUAUUAUAAUGAUACUCUUGUCAAUGUUCUAAAUGGAACAAUAUUUGGACCUAAACAUUUUCUUCCAAAAUCAUUUAUGUCAGACCCAAUCACAGAUGAACUGAAUCUAACAUUUGAGCUCACAUAUCAUAGAAAAUUUUAUAACAAAAGUAUUACACUGAAAUAUCAUGAAGUGAUGUCAGAGCUGCAUAUAAAUCAUGAGCAAAGAGUAUUGGUUGGUGUACCUUGUAUUAUCACAGCAUCAGUGACAACAGGAGUCAUAGUAAAUUUUGAUUUUCAAAUUAAAUCUCCAAGGAAAUCUGCUCCCUUACUGAGCAAUGAAUACAAUAUAAUAAAUAAUGAGGAUAAAGUAGCAAGACUCAACUUUACUCCAGAUUUUGUGGGGAUCUACUCUGUUCUGGUGAUUACAACAUCAUUUUGUAAAGAAAUUUUAAAAGAAACAAUUAAGUUUGAUGCACAGCUCUGUUCUAACAUCACUUCUACUACAGCUGAAAAUAUAACAAAGGUUAUGGCUGAUUCACCAAACUCUCCAAGGUGUAUUACGUCUUGGGAUGACAAGAACAGCACUACUCAAGAGUUCUAUUUAGACCUUCAACUAACAGGAGUAAUAGGGUACAGAUCUAUAAAUACCUCGAGUUUACCAAGGCAAUUCUAUAAUCACUCUUCCAGUUGUAAAGAAAAUGAUGUUCCAGUUCAAUUCAACAUUAUACUGACUUGCUUCUCUACAACUGAAAAUUACUAUGAUAGCAAUGACAGUUUUUGGUUUAACUCAAGUAUUUAUAUUAUAAGAAGAUUAAACCAUCCUUGUGAAGAGGUGGCAGUUAUCUACAACAAUUACACAUUUGAUGUCAAAGUUCUAUACACAGUUCUAUCUGUUUGGAAAGAAAUUGUUAUUCCACCCAAAAAUAUUUCUUCAAUUAUAUUGGAUUCAUCAUUUUCUAGUGACAAUCUGAGUUUUAGCUUCAUCAUGCCAUAUGCUAAAAAACCCUAUGUUAAAAUUCUGAACUUGAUUCAUUUUGAUGUUUUAUAUGGUCUUAAUGUCUCUUAUGUCAGAGAUGUUCUUGUGGAUUCACUAUGGGAUCUAACUGCAACUAUCAUAUCAGGGCAAGAAGUUAAUUUCACUUUUAUUGUAUCUCAACCAGAGAGGAGCUUCAAUAAAGCCACAGAUAAUAACAACAUAACAAAGUACAUCACAGAUAAGGAAGCCCUAUUUUCUUUCAUUCCCAUGGAUGAGGGCAGAUAUUAUAUUACAGUUUUAGCUACAUCUAAGUGUGGAGAAGUUCUGAAUGAAACAGUUUCUUUUUUUGCUCAUUGUGGAAUACAGAACAGUAAUUUAGAUAAAGCUUUUGAAAUUACAAAGCAUAGAAAGAAUCCAAGAUUCUUUUAUCCCAAGGACAUUGUUGCAGUAGCCAUGAAAGCUACAGAUAAUCUUCUGACAAAAAAUAGACCAACUCAACCCAACUGUACAAUAAACUGGGGUGACAAGGAGGAGCUUCAUGAGGUGAAUGUUGAUUUAACUCCAAAUCAAUCUUCUGGUUACAUCUAUGUCAAAAGUCACAACUAUACUUUACCAGGACAAUAUACAGUUGUUGUUGAGUGUCAUAAUGUUAUGACUAGAGUUUCAGACAGAAUCAAAUUCACCAUAGUAUCUCCAGUAGAUCAAGCUGAUGUGUUUUUAGUCCAAAGUCUGGUACCUUUUAAUGCUAAAACUUCUCAUGGAAUAGGGAAUGUGAGGCUCAUUCAAAACUACAUCUACACAGACUAUCCUGAUUUGAUCAUCACUUUAGACUUUGGGACUUCCAACUCAAACUGGAAUGUUACAUUUGUAAAAGACACAUUUGAUUAUUACUAUAGCUAUUCUGAAAAGGGAGAGUAUGAUAUUAAAACUGUAAUAGAAGCAUUUGGGGUCAACAAAACAUAUAAUUUUCAUAUUCGUGUUGGAUAUUUCAUAAACUUUGUGCAAGAAAAGAAAAGAUGGCUUGUUAGAAUCAAAGAACCAUGCACAUUUACAUUAGUGAGAUAUUCAGCCAAUGGUACUUUGAAUGUCAAGUUUUUUAGGGAUGUUAAUGAAAUGGAAACACUUAAUAAGAUAUUUGAAAAUGGAGAGACUGUUAUGAAUGUUACAUUUAAUUACACUGAUGAAACAGUCAGAGAAGCCAAAGCACUGAUUGAAGUGGACUCUAUUACUGAAAUAGAAAGUUAUAAAUUUGAAACAUUUAUUCCUUGCAUUUCAACAUUAGAUUUUUUCGAUGCAACAUACAGAAAUAUGUUAACACCUCUAGAAGCCUGGCUAACUACUUUACCUACAAUUAGUGGUAGGGCUGAGAGGACACUUGAUUGCAAUAUAACUGACAUAUUUUAUAUGAAGUGGCAAGUUUGGAAAAUGGAAAAUAAUUCUUUUUCAUCCAAUAUCGCUAUUAAAAAAGAAGAGAAAAAAGAGACAAUUGUUAAAAAUUUCAAAUAUGUCAUUCAAUCAAAUGGAUUAUAUAAAAUUCAGCUCCAAAUAUCACUUGAUCGUAAAAGUGAAAAUGAAACAGAUUUUAUGUAUUUAAAAGUUACAUAUCCACCAAUAGCAGUUGAAAUAAAAUAUGGAGCAUUUAGACAAGCAAAGCUUGGAGAGAAUUUAACACUAGAUGCUCAGUCUGAGACAAAAGAACUUGCUGCUAGUAAGAAUUCAACAAAGAAGUUUACCUAUAGAUGGUCAUGUUAUUUGUUAAGUUCUAAACAAGAAAUACCCAAGUAUACACACAAAUUUAACACAGAUAUUAGUUUUGAGAAUUUAACCAACUGCAACAUCUCGCUAAACUCAAAUGCUGGAAAGAUUACUAUAUCAACAUUAAACUUCUCUUUAGAUGAUGUGGCACUUUUUUAUGUUGUUGCCAAAGUGGAGGAGAGGAAUGGUUCUGCUGGACAAGUUGUUGAAAUGACGAACAAAAAGCCUAUUGAUAUUGUUAUUGAUUGUAUCUGGAAUUGUUUGGAGAAAAUAGUCAAAGGUGAAAGAACAGUAUUUGAAGCCAAGAUAUCCAAUGCAGAUCAAAAUGAAAUGAAGUCAGCUAGAUAUGUUUGGUCAGUGUACAAAUAUGUCAAUGGUAUUAGAGAAGAAAAGGUGCAGAUCAACUCAACCAUUACAAGCUAUUUCUUUGAUAUUGAUGGUGAAUUGUGGGAAGAAGAUGUAACCUAUUCAAUUUUACUGCAAGUCAGUUUUGACAAUGCUACUACACUGGAAGCUAGGAAGGUUGUUGUUACAAACUGCAAACCAUAUGGAGGAACUUGUAGUGUUCAUCCUUCUGUAGGAUUAGCUGCCGAUACUACAUUUCUGUUUACAUUUCCUGGUUGGAAAGAUGAAGAGAUGAGAACACAAAACAGCUCCAUAGACACCAAUUUUGGGCUAUUGUAUGAAGUGUAUCAGAACACUACAGCAGGCUUUUAUUUAGUUUAUUCUGGAAAUGAAAUUUCAGCAUCAACAUUUUUGACAGAAGGCGCAAAAGGAAAUGAUGGAGAAUGUCUAGUGAUAAUAAAUAUAUUUGAUAUGUUCAGAGCCAAGGCAACCUGUACUUUAACAGUCAUGAUUCAGGCUAAUGCACUUUUAAAUCAGCAAAGUAAUGACAGCGAUAGUUUUUUUUCCUUUGUGGAUAAAAGAAUUCAAUCUGUUGAAAUGAUUGGUGAUCCAAUUAAAAUAACACAACGUGCAGCCUCCCUUUCAACUUAUAUAAGUAGUCGAUAUGUAAACUUUAAUGGCUCAACAUCAACCUCCUGGACUACCACCCCUGCACCCACAGGUUAUACAACCAAGCAAAGUGAUCUGAUCAAUACAUAUGUUGUCAAAGUUAGUCAAGUCAUCCAAAAUGAUACAGAUGAAAACCCAGGACUAAUUCAGAUCUUUGCAAACUCCUUGGCUAUUGUCACCAACAAUUCAGAUCAGUUAUCUACAAAAUCAAUGGAAACUGCCUCUAGUGCAGCAAAGACAUUGACUGAUUCUUUGACAAAAUUACCACCAGUUGAACUUUCUGCACUCAAUCCGUGUCUUGAAGAUGUCUAUCAAAUUGUCAGCAACAUAAUAACAGUACAGAACAUAGAAUCUAAAAACCUCUAUUCAUUGCUUGAAAAAACGUAUGAUAGCUAUAGUGAAGAAGAAAUCAAGCAGUUGGUUAAGAAUGCUGAAGAUGAACUAAAAAAGAAUAAGCAAGUAACACUUUCACAGUUUGCUAAUAUAGUGGAGAAUGUAACCAAUGCAUGGGAGAAUGUCUUUCGUGUUAUUAAAAAAAUGACCAACCCCAGUGGCCAUUAUGAGACCAAAAAAGAAAAAUACACAAUGACACUGCAAAAAAUAGCACCACAAAGAAGUAAUUUAACAGAUGUAUUUAACCUGACAGACCCUAAAUUAACCCUUGGUUUUACUUUCAAUGGCAUUAAUACUGUGGAAAAGGAACUACAAAUCAAGGUUGUGAAAACAGUUAAUAUCUACACACAUGGCUUGAAUGCUCAACAUAUUAAUACUGAUAUACUUAUUGGGUCUAUUGAACAAGAUAAUGGAAAUAAAAUUAAUAUAACAAACCCAACAAUUAGUUUUAAAUCUAAUAAGACUAAUUGCUCAUUUGCAAAAGAAUCAUUGUUUCAAAAUAAAUUUAAUGAAAAUGAUGCAUCUCAUUUGUUUUAUCACAAGUUCUUUUACAAUGCAACAUUUUUACAUUUCUGCAUCAAAAUACUUCCCACAAAUCCUUUUCUGGCAUACAAAUUGUUUUUCAAGAUGGAUGUGCAACCUACUGAUUUAGUUUAUGAUGUCAGCAAAACUGUAACCAGCGAGUCUUUUAGUUCAUGUGAAGGGGUUUGCUUUGAACCAGGACAAUUUAAAAAGUCAGGAACAAUAUAUAUUGGACUUCAACCAUUUCUAGAUUCCAAUGCAAUAGUGAGCCAAAAGUAUCUGAGAAGAAAACGGGAAGCUAUCAACAAUAAUUUAGAAGCUCCAUACUAUUUUGAAAUUGUUUCUGCUGCUUGCUUUUCAUGGGACCAUGCGCUAAAAGACUGGGAACCAAACAAAUGCAGGCUAUCAAAUUUAACCACAAAUGUUGUCUGUACAUGUGAUAGCGGAUCAGAAGUAGUCAGUGGCAUGUCUUUCAAUGUAUUCCCAAACACAAUACACUUUGCUACAGUCUUCAGUAAAUUUGACAUCAAAGGUCAAGGUCUUGUUCUUGGUGUACUGAUUAGUCUCUAUUUACUAUUUACUUGUAUUGCAUUAUGGGCACACUAUAUGGAUAGAAAGGCAAUGUUUCAGUGGGGAGUGUUUCCACUCUCAGACAACUAUGCCUAUGAUGACUACUUUUACUUGAUCACUGUCCACACUGGACUUAGGAAAUCAGCUGGAACUACUUCCAAUGUCAGCUUUGAUUUAUCAGGAGAACAUGGUGAUACAGGAAUACGGAGAUUGUCUGAUGGUGUUAAAAAAGGAUUCCCUACCGCAAGUGUAUAUCACUUUGUAAUGGCUUGUCCUACUUCACUUGGGGAGUUACAAUGUUUAAAAAUUUGGCAUGACAGCACUGGCAAAGGAAGUAACUCUACUUGGUACUUAAACAGGAUAGAUGUGGUAGAUCUACACACUGGAAAAAUCUUCUAUUUUAUCUGUGAUGAAUGGCUAGCUGCUGAAUAUGGCAUUGAGAAAACAAUCUUAGUCUCUGACAUUGAAGACUUGGAGAAACUAAAAAAUGUGUUUUUCACAAAUACAAAAGAACACAUCACUGAUGACCACAUGUGGCUUUCUCUCUUCAUUAGACCACAGAGGAGCAAUUUCAGUCGUGUUGAAAGAGCUUUGUGCUGUUUGGCAUUUCUGCUAUUGUCCAUGAUUACCAGUGCUAUGUUUUACAAAGACAUUCCUGGCAUCGACAGAAAACAAACAAAAGCAGAUUUGGAACUGGGGAUUAUUCGAGUCACUUAUGAUCAGCUCUUUCACUCACUAGUUUCAGCAGUUAUUACAGCUGUACCCAUGAUUUUCAUCAUGAUGGUAUUUAGAAAAGCAAGACCAAGAAAGAAAGCUGUAGGAUGUUUAUGUAUCAAUGAAGUAAAAGAAGCAGAUCUAAAAGAUGAAUAUGUGGAAAAAAAGAAUGAAAAAAGUUGGUUGCCUUGGAUGGCCAAGCUGGAGAGUCAGUUAGAGGCAUUGGAAAAACUUUUGCUUUUAAAACCAACAUCAGACAAUAUGCAAGGCACCUGGCCACAUUCAUUAAGAUACAUUGCUUGGGCAAUAUUGUUUUUAGCUAUCAUCAUCAGUAGCCUUUUUGUCCUGCUCUACAGUAUGGAAUGGGGCAAAGAUGUUACAGAAACUUGGAUGUCAACUUUUUUCCUAACGUUCCUACAGUCUUUAUUGAUAGUAGACCCUGUCAAGGUGGUAGUCAUUUCUGUCAUUGUCUCACUUUUGCUGCGCAAGGCAAAAAUAAAACAAGUUGAUCAAUUGGAUCUUGACUUCAUUGCCAAAGUCAACAAACAAUAUGGAGUGAAAGAAAGAUUUUCUCAGCUGGACAUAUCCUAUGCACCUCCUUUGUCUAAAUCUGAACUCAAAGCUGCUAAACUGCGACGCAAGAUUCAUAUCAUGAUAGAUAGACUGAUCAGGGAGUUUAUCAUUCAUUUUAUGUAUCUGCUUAUUGUAAGCAGUCUCUGUCAUGCAAAUCGCAGCUCUCAAGAUUAUAAUAUGUACAGGGCCAUUUUUCAGCAAGUAGUAAAUGGUUCUAAUUCUAGAUUUUUAGAAAUAAAUUCAUCUGCAUAUUUAUUUCAAUGGAUACCAAGAAAUCUUACACCAUGGCUUUUUCCAGUCACUAAAUUACCCAGUGCAGAUAAAAAUCAUUUUACUAAAGUGAAUGAUUUGUAUCGUCUAGGUACACCAAGAUUAAGGCAAAUACGUAUGAUGAAAGAGCAGUGUUCUUUACAGAGGAUCAAAGUGAAAGAUUGUGUGUAUGGGUAUACAUUGAGAGGAGAGGAAACUGGUGAUUUUUAUCCAGGAUGGACAAAAGAGUUUUCUCAAGAAGGGUCAGAGGAUGUCAGAAAGGCUUGGACUUAUACCUCAGCUCAAGACAUUUGGGGUCUACCAAUAGCUGGAGAGUAUGGACUGUAUGGUGGAGGAGGAUACAUAGCUCAAAUGUUCUUAAGGGAUCAUUCUUUACAGAUGCUAAAAGAUUUAAAAGACAAGAACUGGCUAGACAGACAGACAAGAGCUGUGUUUAUUGAGUUCACACUUUAUUGUCCUAAUACAAACCAUUUCGCCUUUGUAAUUCUUUUAGCUGAAUUUAUGGAAACUGGAGGCAUUCUUCCAUUUUUUAGUAUUUACCCCUUCACAGUUCACUAUCCUCCAGGAAUAUUAGGGACUUACCUUCAGCUUUGUCAACUUGUUGGUACUAUCUUCACAUUCAUUGGACUUCUCUAUGUUGUUUUUAUAUUUGGUACCAAGAAAUGGUUGGCAUUUAAAAAUUUUUGGUUCAUGUUGGAUGUGCUUGCUGUUUUAACUGGCAUAUCUACAGCUGCAAUGAUGUUCCUACGUCUUAAGUUCACUAACUCAGUUUUGAGAAAGAUAAAGGAAAGCAGAUCACAGUUUGUCAACAUGUACCAUGUUGUUGUCUGGGAUUCAGCCUACACUUUAUGUCUAGCCAUUUUGGUUGCAAUUGGUUGUAUCAGGUUAUUGAAGUUAGCAAGUUAUUCUGAGAAAACUAUGAAGGUGUUUGUGGUCCUGUCAAAGGCUAUGGCUCUGUUACCUAACUUUGCAUUAUUUCUUUUCCUUGUCCUGUUGAGUUUCAUAAUGUUUGGUUGGAUUACCUUUGGUACAACAAGUACCUACUUCAAGAAUUUUAUAUCCACAAGUGAAACAUUGUUCACUGGCAUCUUGGGACGCUCAAGUUUUAAGGAUACCAACUCUCCAAUAUCAGAUCAUUGGAUUAAUAUUCUGUUCUUCUGUAUGUUUGUUGGAGUUGUGGUGAUAUUUCUCAUCAACUUCUUUCUGGCUGUACUCAUGGAUUUGUUGAGAAAUUAUGACCAAAAAGUAUUUGAAGGAGAAAACACAAAAGUUUUUAUUGUACUCUGGGAUAUGUUUAUGAGAAUGUUGGGAAGUAAAAGAAAUCCAUUGGACAGACUGAAGGGCAAUGACAAUGAUAAUGAUCACUUUGGUUUGGAAGUAGAUGAAGAAGAUUAUCUUCCUUGCGAAAAAGCAAUAUUACAUAUGGAAGAAAGAUUUUUAAAAUUGUGUCAACCUGAUGAUAAGAAACUAAUGCAAUUAAUGAUGUUUGGAAAACAAUCAUAAAACUGUAUCAACUUUUUAGAUGAGCAUAUGUUUCCAAAAUGAGUACAACUUUUCCCAAACCAAUUUUGUGUUAAUUUUUUUAUUGUGGAAAUUAUUACUUUUUUUUUUUUAAUUUCUCUGUUGAGUCUGAAGAUUGAUGAGGAAUGCAGUACUUAUAGCUAUGCAGCCCCAGCUGGGACCUACAUAUUUUGCCACAUCCAGCGCAGGCAUAACCAUUGUCCACCAGUGGUAGAUUUAGAUUUUUAUUUGAUCUCAUCCUGAUGAUAUAAUAUAAUAAAAUAAAAUAAUACAAUUUUUGUAAACAUACUCCAAACACAAUGAAGAUCCUAUUUUACUAGAUAACUAGAUAAUAUAAAUAUAUUAAAUUCAUAGUUGAACUUUUUUUUUUUAUGUUCCCAUAAUUAGAUCAAUAUUCUAAUUUAGGGUCACUUACUUAAACUUAGGUCCUGUUUGGCACAUAGGGCAGCAAGCUUUCUCCACAGAGAUUGGUCACAUGUUUCAUUUAAUUUUAAGUAAAUUCAUUGAAUCCUAUGCCUUUAUUUUUUUUUCUGUUGUUCUAUUCAAUGUUUUUGACAUUUUAAGUUUGGUUUAAUGUUUGUUUGUUGUAAAAUGUUUUACAUGUUUCGGAUGUUCCUUCAGAGUUGAAGAUAGUUUACUUCCUAGUCCAAACCUCCCGCAGGACGAUGGUGGAUGGGAGCGGGCAGGGUUUGAACCCCCGACCGUCGAUGAAUCUGAACGACAGUCCAGCGCGCAAACCGCACGACCAGGCAGCCACCCUAAAUAAUUGUAAUAAUGUGAAAAGUAUUACUACUUUAUUUCAUUCAUUAUGUUUCCACAUGUUAAUUUUUAAUGAAACAUUUUUAGCUCUAUAUAUUUAUAAAAUACUUUAUUAGGAUUUUAUUUAUCUUAGAAAACUAGAAUGAGAAAAACAGUUGAAUAUAGUUUGAAAAAGCUAUAAGCAUAUCAUGUUGGAUACAGAUAUACAUUUCUCAAAAUAAAAAUUAUAAUUGGCCUUUAAAUUUAAAAAUAAAUUUUAGCUAUGGAUACAGAAAUACAUUUCUCAAAAUAUAAAUUAUAAUUGGCCUUCAAAUUAAAAAAAUUUAUAUAGCGCUACUUUCAUGCUUAUAGCAUGAUCCAAUCUCAUUUGUGGAAGAGUGGGGGGGGAGGGGGUAUUAGGGAGAAGGUUUUUCGUGCUGCCUUUGGGCGCUCAGUAAACACAACUCUGCUCAAGUCCAGUGUCAAACCUUCAUAGGUAGCUAAGUUCAAGCAUACUUAGCCUCUCGACCUUGCUUUCCACUUUCAAAUACAAUGCAAAAGUUAGUUCCACAAAAUAUGUAUUUACAUAUAAGCAUAUGAAUCAUUUUAUGUUUAAGUAAGCAUUUCGUAGUUCAAGUGCUGAUAUAAUAUUAAUUUUUUUUAUGUUAAUGUUUUUUAUGCUAAUUUACAGCUGAGAUUAAGAAAUAAAAAAAAAUAGUCUACCAUUAA